Eriocheir sinensis (Chinese mitten crab) is the source of this 3827-nucleotide messenger RNA. RefSeq lists its product as uncharacterized. Bases 94 to 534 code for a protein of 146 amino acids. The transcript has 5 exons. Lineage: Eukaryota; Metazoa; Arthropoda; Malacostraca; Decapoda; Varunidae. The record is from RefSeq and is a predicted model, not a curated record.
GUGUUGCCGCCAUCUGAGGAGGACCACAAACGCUCUACCGGGUCUAGCGUGUUACACUCUCCUCUGCCAACGUCAAAUCACCUUCAGCCAGCCAUGUCUUGCGGGAUGAUCCACAACACCUCUGACAACUACUUCUCAUCCAGCAACUGGAUAACGAGGAGCGAGAGCAGUGAGAGUCUGGCGCGACUUGACCUGGUGAGCCACCAUCAGAACCCCUCAGAGCCCAUGAUGACCCUUGAGGACCUCCGAUCACAGUUCAACUCGUGCUACACGUGCGGGGUUAGCUGGUCGGACAACCAUGUUUCCCUGGACUGUGGCGAGUGCGGCGGGUACUCCCUGGAGCGGCCUUGCCCUCUUUGUGACGGCAAGUGCAGGAUGGCCUGGCGCAGAGACAUCUCAAUGUCCCACAGUGUCGGCAAGGCCCACUGGGAAGGGGAGUGUGCGUUGUCGGUCAGUGACAGGCCCGCCGUGCCAGCCUUCCUCGCUGAGGAUGUGUUAGUGCAGGGCCUGGAGGACCUCUCCACCUCCUCAUGAGUGCACCCCCACACUUAUAUCUUCAAGAAUCUCUGGUCAGGGUAGCAUUCCUCAGCCCAGAAACUCAGGUCAGAUCGGGUCUAGCUUCACCACCACGCCCUCCCUUGGUUGGCGGCGCCUUUAUCUGAGCCGCUCUGGCCCAUGGUAGUGGCGCCUCACCAAGUGUUCCCAGCCUCUCCACGGCUGCCGUCCAGGCUGUAACAGAGAAUUGACCCAGAACAUUGGACAUGUUCAGGCGUGCUAUUGCCUCUGAUCUCCUGGGGUGGCCGUGGAGGGGUGGGCUGGGCGCAGCCUACCCGGCGUGGAGCCCUGUGGCCGCGCCGGGACUUGCCACUCAGAGGCUUGUGUAGGGUGGUAGGCCUGGUGCAGGGGAAGGAGGUUGAUGUUAAUCUAGUCUGGUUGGCACCACUACUCCUCCUCAACACAGCUGCUCAGUGUUGACUAAGCUAUAUUGACAUAUAUCCUCCAUCCUUUGCAUCGCUGUGGCCUGCCGCCUCUACUUGUCAACAACUCAACAUCUUUGUUAAAUAAAACACUAUGUAAAACCGACCAAAACUGACCAUCAUCACUCUGUGUGAUACUCUGUGAUAUUAGUCAUAACUGCAGUUAUUGCCUUGAGCAAAUACAACAAUUGUCAGCAUUACAAGAUGAACACAGUGUGGCAUGAACAGGCCUGCUGCAGCCAUUGCUUACAGGCCUGUGCCAUCGCUGUAUCCAUUGAUGUUAUUAUUAUAAAAUAAGAAUAAACAAUUUGUAUCAAUCUACCUGACUGACCUGCCAAGACCAGUGUGGUGAGGACCCGUCUUGUCACCCUGACCCGAGGAGACCUGCUGCCGCCCCUCCCACACCACAGGACCAAUGGCGUCCCACAAAAAAUACAUUCUAUUGACACACCAGAAUUCAAAUGACUCAAAAACUUAAACCCAACCAUUAUGUUGCUCAUUCUCUGAAGCAAACCUCGGAGCCAUCGUCCUGUGUGUGUGGGAGGGAGCCUAGCCCAUCUCCACCUGUUAACUAGCUACCUUUAGCCUACAAUUUUGUUUCCUUUAGGUGUAUCAUACAUUGUCGGGAUUCUCUGCUUUGUAAGGAAUGCUUGUGAUGCUUCCUUCGGCUCCGUGGAUCUGUAUUAGAGUGUCUGGGUUCCUUCCUAGGUGACCGAGUGCAAGGAGAAUGACUGGCCUGGAUGGGUGCUUGGUGAGUGACUGUGAUUGGCUCAUGUUCUUUGCUGUCAAGGCUGAAUGACUGGUUUGAGGGCGCCCUAUAGUGAAACCAUUUUAACGAGUCUGCUGAGACUUCUGCUAGUCCUUUCCUCCCCUCUGCUCUGCCACACAUUGCCAACACCUUUCCCUGCCUCUCAUAUGUUAGCUAUAGGUAACAUAUGAGAGGGAAAUAAGUGUUGUGACUAGCAGAGCAGAGGGGAGGAAAGGACCCACGGAAACCAACGCCUCACUUGCUAAAAUGGUUUCACUGGUGUGGGUCCGCCCGCUGCGAAUCUCAAGCCCUUUGUAUCUGUGUGCUAUUCAGAGACUUGCAAUGACGUUGUUGAGCUUAGUAUUGUGCGAAGGAUUGCUCAGUGUUGGAAAGCUGAAACCAUGUUACCAUUCUUACUGACAACUAUCCCGAACCUUCACUGACCUGUAAGCUAUAAGUCAGUAUGAUACAUUAGGAAGUUAGUCACUGUAUUGCUGUAUAAGCUCUCAUUAGCUUUUGAAUUUCAUGACAAAAAAGUGCAAAUCGAUGUGAGAACAAAACAUAAAAACUUUGAGAACUCAAGUGUUACUGCAGCUGAAAACAAGCACAAAUUUGAUAACAAACUCAAACCACAGUACAAACCCACAGUAUGACUAUCUGGAAUGGAAAACCCGAGGCUUCAAAGUUACAUCAUUCUGACAUUUUUUUCUGUGAGGAUCAAGGAGCCCUACGGAAUGACUAAAGUGGAGGAGGUAGUGUUGACCAUCUAGCUACUCCGCCUACAAGUACUUAUCGCCCAGAUGCCACCCCGUCUUAGCCUGCCGCAUCAACAACAGCAUCCUGGCCACACUUUAGUUGCUCAGUUUCUACGUGGAGCAUUUUGUAUGACCCGCAACCGCUCCUCGGAGUGUGUCCAUACAACUGCCAUGUCCAGAUUAGUUCAUUUAAUAUUCACACAGAGGGAACACAAAAUCUAUGGGUUUUACAGGUGCUUCUCAUACUAUAAAGCCCUUGCUCACAUCCUUUAGCAGGACAUUGGUUUUCUGUUCUGUACAAAGUUGAUUUCUAGUGGAGUAUUUGUUGCCAUGAUACGGAGGGGGGUUGGAUUGCAUUUUUUAUACAGUUGUUCAACUUUUCGAUACGUGCAGUCAACAGUGCCAGUUUGGAGAAUCACAGUGACGUGCAAACUGGUUUCUUUGUUUUCAUUUAUGCCGAUACAUUUCAUGGUUCAUUUUUAGGCUGAUCACAUACUGCUCUAGCAUCUGUUCUGCUACACUAGUUGUUUCAUGGGUUUUGGCAAUGAAUGAACCAGCUCUGGUGAUGAGGCUGUCCUCAGUCGUCAAAAGUGGGAUCGGAACAUGACAUAAGUACUUAAGGAUAUCAAAACUAUACAACUGAUCACCCAAGCAUCUCAUUGGUGGUUUAUGAAUUUCAUCUACAUUGUGUAUUCGAGUAAUUUGAAGUAUUCUGAAAAUCAUAUUUAGAGAUUCAUUGAUUUCUCGUCAGCAUGCUUAAGCACUGGAAGAACAAAUGGCUGGCCAUAUUAGUGGUGGUAUGAAAGUGUAACUUAAAUUCUGAAUGGGAAAAGUUAGAUUCAGUUCAAAUUAUCAUUGUGUUGACUAAAUUUUCAAAAUUUUGGUGGUAAGGAAACUUAAGUUGCCUGCAGCUCCAACUGCGUCUUCCUGCUGCAAUGGUCUUGGGGCAGCAGUAGCAACAGUGGACGGCAGUGUAACAGUUAUACAAAGGAAAAUGUUUUAACGGUGUGUGAGGGAGAGGCGUCGGCUGCUGUGAUGAGGUAGACUACAGGUCUUGCUUGUCUACUGUGCUUCUCCUUUUCUUCAUAACUUUUAUUCUCCCUCUUCAUUGCUGCUCCAUGUGACCCAAACAGUCAUGGGCAGUAAUUUGGACCCCUCACCUUGAGUACCUCGCAGCGCCCGACACCCUCCUGUUGCCGCUGAGUUCAUGUCAUCAUCUCAUGUCUAUAGUCACACAUUAAUUUCAUUUUAAAACAUUGUAUGUAUUUAUUUUAUCUGCAGUUUAUUCGGCCAUAAAUCUAUCGCUGGAGGCUGUGUAAUUCAUUUUUGUAAUAAAAUGUGAAAGUA